AUGAACCCAAUUCAACCUACGUUACCAGCAACGAUAGGGUCCGAGGAGUUAGUUCAGACGCUAUGGCGAUCCUUUUCCUCUAAUGACAGACUCUUCAACGGCGAUUCGGUUGGGGAGAUAGAUGACUCUGCCUACCGAGAGUACUAUGAGCGCCAAUGGGUUCUCAUAGCAGCUAAUUGCGACGGGAAAUUUGUUGCCUUGAAGGCACCAGAGGAUAUCAACCGGCUGGUUCAGCGAUUGCAAACGGAUAGGUCUCGAGAGGAUCUACUACUUGAGAUCCAGAAUAUUUGCGGCCGCGCAAAUUCCGACGGGGAGUGUGAAAGUUCUCUCGAUCUUGCUGCCAGGAUCCUGCUCAUGCUACGGAUCGGGACUGUUAAGGGUCAAUUCCUGCCUCGCCGACAUCUAGCCUGGAACAAUGGCACCCUACGAUGCCUCGUUAGGGCUCAUUUUACCGAAAAUCCGAGGAUGAAUUUCGACGCCGUCAAGCUUCCAAAGUCGUUCAACGGCUGGAGUCUUGAGAUGAUUGGUGGCAUCGAGAUCAGCUUUACUGACAACUUAGCCGAACAUUUGCUUGUGACUGAGGAUGAUUCCAAGGUAUUGGUGUUUUCUCACGUAUCUUUUCUUGAGUGUCAGAGGCUCAAAAAUCAAGAGUCCCUACUCCCUCGAGGUUUGGCUGAAGAGACCCUCCGAACUCUUGCCUUGUUGUUCCCCCAGUCAAUGAGUGUUUCAAGUGCCUCAAGGUCAUCGAAACACUCGUGGUUCCGUCAGCUCUGUGAUAGGCAGCACGACACUGUCGACAAAAGGCUGGGCAGAUGUGGAACUCUACACAUGGAAGACCGCCAGAUGGAGAAUUUCAAGUUCUGGAGAGACCGCAUUGUCAUUCUAAAGCAAGCAUAUGAUGAGACAACGCCGAGGACUUUAUCUCAGUUCUGGCACGAUAGACGAAAUGGUGUACAGUGGUACACUUUCUGGGUUGCUCUUUCGGUUUUGGCUCUGACUAUUGUCUUUGGAGUGGUUCAAUGCGUUGAGAGCGGAUAUCAAGCUUGGAAGACAUAGCUGAUGCUCAUCGGUGUGUAUGUAGCAAUGUAGUUCAAAUAAUUCCUAGUAUCGUCG
Messenger RNA from Ilyonectria robusta, 1113 nucleotides. RefSeq lists its product as uncharacterized. Bases 1 to 1056 code for a protein of 351 amino acids. The record is from RefSeq and is a predicted model, not a curated record. The transcript has 2 exons. NCBI's taxonomy places the organism in Eukaryota, Fungi, Ascomycota, Sordariomycetes, Hypocreales, Nectriaceae.